Messenger RNA from Engraulis encrasicolus (European anchovy), 4311 nucleotides. It is a transcript of the gene cyldl, whose product is annotated as cylindromatosis (turban tumor syndrome), like. The record is from RefSeq and is a predicted model, not a curated record. Gene Ontology annotation, biological process: protein K63-linked deubiquitination. The transcript is spliced from 14 exons. Gene Ontology annotation, cellular component: cytosol. Gene Ontology annotation, molecular function: cysteine-type deubiquitinase activity; K63-linked deubiquitinase activity. Bases 638 to 2920 code for a protein of 760 amino acids. NCBI's taxonomy places the organism in Eukaryota, Metazoa, Chordata, Actinopteri, Clupeiformes, Engraulidae.
UUCUGGAGGAGGGCCACUGGAACAAAAUCUGUACACAAAAGUUUCCUAACUAGCCUUCAUGAAAGCAAAGCAGGCAAGAAUGACAGCUAAUUAGUCACGUCAUGUUUCUGUUGUAUACUGAGUAUAUGUAUGCACGCUGUUAUUUAUUCACAAAAGACUAUAUUUGGAUCUUCAAUUCAGCCUAAUGACAGGUUGGGUAGGAAUGUUGCUAUCGCUUCAUGUCAGAGGGGAUUUUUGUAAGAGUAGGCGGAUACCUGAGAGAGAAAAUGAAACUCUCUGAUGUCAGGAUUUGGAUCUAAUCUACAGCAACGACAAUACAUUUACUGAACUGACGGUAACAACUUCUGAAAUUGACACAUUUUGUUGUUCUAGGUUUGUCGAAGUGUUGUCAGUAGGUGAAAAGAGUUGUUGUCUCGCGACAAUAAAAUCCUGAAAUCAGUUUCGUUGUGUUUGAAGAGGAACUGACAUUGGCUGACUGGCUGUGAGUCAGACAAACCAGGACACAUUUGGAUAAAAUCAAAGGUCGAAGAGAGCCGACACUGUUGAGACAUCGGGCUGUGUCAGGACACGGUCAUCAGACUGACCUGACUGACCUCAUCCCAUCCUAAUCAUCCUAUGGUUCAUCGAUACAGCCGUCAUGGAUCAAAAACAGGAUGUGUUUUUCAUAAUUACCGAAAGAGGCAAAGGGGUACCCCUUUAUGUCGAUCCAGGCAAGAUAUGCUAUAUCAACGAGCAACGUUAUCUAAGUCUACUAUCUCAAGAGUCAGAGUCACAAAUUUUGCCAGUGAAAUUUCUUGGUGAUUCCCUUGAAUACAAGGUGGAUGUGGGUUGUCUGCACCAGCUGACUGCUGUAUAUGCAGGCUUUCUCCAGGCAAUAGACGUAGAUGCGGAGAGACUAGAUGCCCUUCUGAAGAAAGAUGCUUUAGAGGCAGCAGCAGCACUGAAGGUGGAUAGCCCUGUUCUUGUGGAGAGAUAUGGGGUCUGGAACCCAGGCACUGUCCGAUACAUUGGAAGCAGGAACAAGGGAGCCUACUAUGACUGCAUUUCUGGUACAUUCUUCAGGAUUGAUCUGGGCGAAGGUGAUGAAGUCUGGGUGCCGUUCACCCAGGUGAAGCCUGAUGUCCAGGUACCAUUCACCCAGAUGAAGCCUGAUGUCCAGUCUGCUAUGGAGCCAGCCCCCCUGUCCGUUCCAGAGCAGGCCCCCAAGCCACCCCCUGAGGACCCCGUGCAGGAGGGGGACAGGGUCGUCUUCUUCACAGACCACGAGAAGAGAGCCCGGCGGGGCAUGGUGAUGGAGGUGAAGCAGACCAAUGGAGAGAUGAUGGCUUACAUCUCAACCGACCGGGAUGAGCAAGGUGGGAAGGGUGGAGACAUCACUCUUCCCAUUGGCUGUGUCCUGAAAGAAAAGUAUCACCCCUCAGAUAUGGAGUCUAUGGCUCCAUACCAGCAGCUACAGGACACAGGGAUGGUGAAUGGCAGCUCCAUCACCCUCUACUCCCGUGUGAGGGUAAAGCUGGCCAAAGGAUUCGAGUACGGAGUCGUCCGGUGGAUAGGAGAGCUGCCUAAAUUGGAGGGCACAAGAUUGGGCCUGCAGCUGGACUCAAAGAGUGGAGUGAGUGAUGGCACCUUCAUGGACAAGCGUUACUUCAUGUGUCCACCAAAGCAGGGCUUGUUUGUAAAGCUCAGCUCCUGCUCUCUGGAUAUCCCUCACGCUAGUGCAGGAGAGAAAGUGCCAACCUCCAGCACCAGCACCAAACAAACCACACAACACUAUGAAACCGACGGUGAGAGUGACAAUGUUCCGCCUGUCAACUCAGAGGAUGUAGAACGUCUGCUUAUUGGUCGCAUGAAGGGCAUUCAAGGUCACUGCAACUCCUGUUACAUGGACUCUGCCCUUUUCAGCUUGUUCUCCUGUUCAUCGGUGCUUGACUCAUUACUCUUCAAACCUGCUGAGCCCAAGGACCAGCCCAUCCAGAGGACAUUACUGCGGGACAUUGUCAACCCCCUACGCAGGCAUGGCUUUGUGGAGGCCAGCAGUGUAAUGAGGCUUCGUAAACAGCUGCAGGAGAGAGGCUACUGCGCCACCUUCACCACAGAUGAGAAAGAUCCAGAGGAGUUCCUCUCUCUUAUCAUGAAUAAGAUCCUCUCUCUGGAGCCACCCAUUAAACUUUGUUCAGGAGGGAGAAUACAGAGCAGUUUCUGCUACCAGAUCUUCCUGGACGACACCCACAAUCUGAUCCUGCCCACGGUGCAGCAGCUCAUGGAGCAGUCCUUCUACAGCGGACAACUCAAACUAUCUGAGGUUCCCUCCUGCCUGAUUCUACAAAUGCCACGUUUUGGGAAGAACUUUAAGAUGUUUCAAAAGAUCAUUCCCUCUCUCGAACUGGACAUCACUGCUCUUAUAUCAGAGGGUCCUCAGCAGUGUCUACUGUGUGGUGGUCUUGCUGGCCUGGAGUGUGCAGAGUGCUUCAGGGAUCCUGCUUUCAACACCAACGGCUUCAAAUACUUCUGCCACACAUGUUCCUCUCAGGUGCACAGCCAUCCUAGCAGACGGUCCCACAAACCGUGCCCGUGCUUCAUGCCUGAUGGCUGCUUACACUCCGUGGCCCCUCCGAGGGACAAGAUGGAGCUGUUUGCGGUGCUCUGCAUCGACACCAGCCAUUACGUGUCCUUCCUGAAGUACGGGCCCAACACCACCGACUGGGCAUUCUUUGACAGCAUGUCUGACAGAGAAGGUGAGAGCGAUGGUUACAACAUCCCUGAGGUGCGCGCGUGUCCAGAGGUGGCCCGUUACCUGGACAUGCCUCUCACCCAGCUGGCUCACCUGCAGCCCCGGGACAUGGGUGACCUGGCCAAGCGCCUCUUCUGUGACGCCUACAUGUACCUCUACCAGAGCCCCAACGUCUCACUCUAUCACUAAGGUCCUGGUUACGCGUAUGCGUAUAUUUCAUUUUAGGAUAGUGGGAUAUUUUUUAAAUCGGAGUUUUGAAAUGCACAAAACCAACACGUUUUCAAAAAUAUCUACAUAUGUUAGGUGUGAACAGCUUCACUGGUACGUACAUGGAUACUUUGUGAGAUUUCAGGAGAAAAAACAUCCAUCCAUACCUUGCUACAGCACCUGUGCGUAACAGUAGCUAUUUGAAUGUAUUGUCACUAUUCAUGUAAUUCGUCAUUUAUAUCUAGUUAGGAUUAGAUGGUGAAAAAAAGCUGCACAUUUUUUAUGUUUCUACUGACACACAUUCACUUUAUGUGCCCUGUCCCUGGGCAUAACUUUGUUUUCAUGCCCUCACUGUCAGCCAUGUACUUAAACUGCAAUUUAGCAGAAAGAUACGAUGCAUCUAAUCUCUUGGCACUUAACCCAACUUAAUGCUGUGUAUAUUCAGUAUGAAACAAAGGGAUUUUAUUGUGUUGAGAACUGGAGAACUGGAGAACUGGCUUCAUUUGUCUGUGGAGUACAUUCUGUAUAUCUUGCUUGUAAAUUUGCUGUGCUCAUUUUACUUAACUUUGAAUCAGUGAUUGCACUUUUUUAUUUGCUUAUUUAUCUGGUUGAACCUGACAGCUCAUGAAAAAACAAUGUCUGCUGGGCUUCUUAUAAUCAUCAGUUUACCUACCAUGGUGUGUGCGCGUGUGAGCUUUUCUUAAUCAUGAUUUUACUUAUUAGGUUUACUGAGGGCCCAGGUGAGGUGAGGGCCCUUUUCUUGUAAUGUCAGGCACCUUCGAGUCACUGAAUUUGAACCAGGUAUUACUGGAUUGUAAAAACUACAAACAAUUAGUCAAAGACCUGUGCAAGUACCCUGGUAGACAGGAGAUGCAUGUUAAGCAGAAUAACAGCCAGAGGGGUACAUUUGACACAACUCAUCAAUAUUGAUGGAGGGUAAUCACUAUCCAAUGUGAAGUACCAUAUUUUGACAGAAUCUAUGCAAAUCCUGCUAGCCAAUCAGACCGGGCUAUUCGCUGCUGAGAAAUGCUCUCAUUACUACUGUGUGAAUAAGAUGUCUGUUUUUUUUAAAUAUAGCACCAGGACCAAAUGGGGAAAUUACAUUAGGUUAUUAAAUUGUGAAAUUAAGUGUGCAUAUUCUUUUCAUGAUUUCUUUUUAAAGCCAUUGUUUAUACCCUUAUCUUGUAUGCCAAAUGAGCUUUUCCAUUGUGUAUUCUUUGUCAGACUAAAUCCUGCUUGGGAAUAAGGGUUGGUUUGAAUAAUAUAUCGAUAUAUUGUGUUGAUAUAAAAAAAGUACACAUUACAGAAACAUAACAACCUGACUGGUUUAGUCCAUGUUUGUGGAGUGCUUAACUUGAAUGAAUGAACAGAAU